AUGGGAAACUUUUGUCGGAAGCAUUGCAUCUGCUUGAAGCCCUGGGCCCCUUGUAUAUUCUCGGGGGGAGAAAGUGAGCAGGAUGAGAAGGUCGGCCAAGUCUUCACCAACCUUGCCGUGGUGGGAGAUGAUUUCCAAACAGUGCAGAAGGACAGAGACAGUAAGAUUAAAGAUAAGCCUUUGCCUCCGCUGCCUGAGCAGCACCUGGUGAAUAUUCGCAGAUUUGUGGCACUCUUUGACUAUGAGGCUCGCACUGAGGAGGACUUGAGCUUCCGAGCUGGAGAUAAGCUUGAAGUGCUGGAUGCUUCCCAUGAGGGCUGGUGGUAUGCUAGGCUCCUCCUGCCAAGGGGGUCAGUCUGUCCUGGCCACAAGCUCCAGGGCUACAUCCCUGCCAACUACAUAGCUGCUGACCAGAGCAUCGAAGCUGAACCAUGGUUUUUUGGUGCAAUCAAACGAGCAGAUGCAGAGAGACAACUGUCAUAUCCUGGAAACCAGGCAGGAGCCUUCCUAAUCCGAGAAAGUGAAAGUCUAAAAGGCGAAUUCUCACUUUCAGUUUUUGAUGGUGAAUCUGUGAAGCACUACAGGAUCAGAAAGCUGGAUGAAGGAGGCUUUUUCCUAAGCAAACGGAAAACUUUUAAAACUCUGAAUGAGUUUGUUGACUAUUACAGUAAGAACAGUGAUGGCCUCUGCGUGACACUUAGGAAGCCAUGUCUAAAGGUACAAAUUCCUACUACUUUUGAUUUGUCUUAUAAAACUGUGGAUCAGUGGGAGAUAGACCGAAACUCUCUGAAAUUCUUGAAAAAAUUAGGAUCUGGUCAGUUUGGUGAGGUAUGGGAAGGACUGUGGAAUAAUACCACUCCUGUGGCAAUCAAAACAUUAAAACCAGGUUCAAUGGAUCCAAAGGACUUUCUGAGGGAAGCACAAAUGAUGAAGAACUUGAGACAUCCAAAGCUAAUACAGCUUUAUGCUGUUUGUACUUUAGAGGAUCCAAUUUAUAUUGUUACUGAGCUGAUGAGAUAUGGAAGUCUUCUAGAAUACCUUCAAAAUGAUGCGGGCUCCCAGAUCUAUCUGUCACAUCAAAUAGAUAUGGCUGCUCAAGUGGCUUCAGGGAUGGCUUACCUUGAAUCUCAAAACUAUAUUCAUCGGGAUCUGGCAGCCAGGAAUGUCCUUGUUGGGGAACACAAUAUUUACAAAGUAGCAGAUUUUGGACUUGCAAGAGUUUUUAAGGUAGAAAAUGAAAAUAUAUAUGAAGCUAAGCAUGAAACAAAACUCCCAGUGAAAUGGACAGCCCCUGAGGCAAUCCGCUUGAAUAAAUUCAGCAUUAAGUCAGAUGUGUGGUCAUUUGGAAUACUUCUAUUUGAAAUAAUCACUUAUGGGAAGAUGCCCUAUGCUGGUAUGACAGGACACCAAGUGAUCCAGAUGCUGGAUAAGGGGUACAGACUUCCUCAGCCAGACAACUGCCCAAAGCUGCUCUACGAUAUCAUGCUGCAGUGCUGGAAGGCAGAGGCCAAAGAACGGCCCACGUUCGAAACCUUGCAGUGGCAGCUGGAAGACUAUUUUGAAGUGGGUGAUUCAUCCUAUGCAGAUACACAUACUAUUUUAAAAUGAACCCUGAGGCAGGGACUGAAGAAAAAACUAAUGAUCACUUCAAUGAACCUGACUGGAAGGGUCACUGUGAAAUCAAUUUAACCUCAAAUGUAGAACGAGAGGUUAUUAGAUAAAAUUAAUGAAUUUGGUACAUUUUCAUGCCUGUGUCAAUACUCAAAGAUACAUCAGAUUUUUGCUGCUGGUAAGUAUUUUGCAAGACUAAGUAUCAGAAGGCUGGAGGG
Rhea pennata is the source of this 1829-nucleotide messenger RNA. It is a transcript of the gene FRK, whose product is annotated as fyn related Src family tyrosine kinase. Gene Ontology annotation, biological process: cell surface receptor protein tyrosine kinase signaling pathway; cell differentiation; innate immune response. Gene Ontology annotation, molecular function: signaling receptor binding; ATP binding; non-membrane spanning protein tyrosine kinase activity. The record is from RefSeq and is a predicted model, not a curated record. The transcript has 8 exons. The coding region runs from base 1 to 1608 and encodes 535 amino acids. NCBI's taxonomy places the organism in Eukaryota, Metazoa, Chordata, Aves, Rheiformes, Rheidae. Gene Ontology annotation, cellular component: extrinsic component of cytoplasmic side of plasma membrane.